Messenger RNA from Blepharisma stoltei, 1758 nucleotides. NCBI's taxonomy places the organism in Eukaryota, Ciliophora, Heterotrichea, Heterotrichida, Blepharismidae. The record is from the annotation of a GenBank genome assembly.
AUGGCUGAUCAACAGACGAGCGAACCUGCAGGCAGUGAGACUUCUAAUGAAAUAAAAUUCAAGUCCCCUAAAUUCACACAUAAUUAAUAUGAUAUAGCAACUAAAUAUGCCUUUAAGAAAAUGCAUCACCCUGGUUGCAAGAUUCAGGCCCUUUAAUAAUAACCCUUGCCGAACUUUGUAGGGUGUGCAAACCUAUGAGUCAGCUGAUGUUGGCUUCAUAUGAAUAUUAUUGGUUAUCCAGGUCGUUUUUGACCAAUAGUUCUUUUCCCUACACAUUCUGAAGGACGUAACUCCUUUUUCUCCUCUAAAGAUGGCCGAUAGGAGGUAUCGGGAUAGCCUUUGCCUCCGUAGCACCUCAUGCUGUACUGACAUGGAGUAUUCCUAGCCUGUUGAGACUAUUGGUAUCAUAGUACGAUCAUACUCCUAGAGGAGAUGACUGCUCCAAAUAGCGGCUGAAUUUCAGCCCAGCAAACAGGUUGGGAUUAGAGCAAAAUCUGCGUAGUUAUCAAAUCUAGAAGACUAUUAUGCUUCUAGUUUAAAUUUAAAUUCACACUUUCUUUGUCCAAAAGUAGAAUAUUUUCGUACGCGGAUUUGCUAGAGGACUAUUUUAAAGAGAAUGAUGAGUCCAGUACCCCAAACUCUUCUAAUUCCGUCGUUCCCGAACACGAGUUUCCUGUCUUUAUGCAAAAUAUCCUAGAAAGACUUGAAAAAUAUGGCCAACUGGCCCCGAGAAAUGAUAUAGGGUUCCAUUCCAAAGGCAGGAAAAGGCCCAAAAUCAAUGAUCAGAGCCCUGGCGAAGAAGAAGAUGCUAUGAUAGACAAUUACGAUCUUGACGAUAAGUUUAUUGACGACGAAGAGCUACAAUACGAGUCAGCUGAAGAAGAUGGUAAUUUAGAUGGCGCGAAAGAAAGCAUGUUCUGGGUUGAGACUGAUAUUAAAACCAUCGUUAACACCCCACAAAAAAAGCCUAGAAAAUCUGUUAGAAGAAUUAAGACAAAAACUCCAAGUAAAAUUGACUACCAAAGAGAAAAUUCCGUUUAUUUUGAAAACCUGCCAGAUGUGGUGAAAGAGCAGAUAAAUAAGCUUAAAAGCAUAUAUGAGCAAAAUGAAAAAAGCGGUGGGCCAAAGAAAUCAGUUCCCAAAGGAGUAAAUGCGGUUCUCAAUGAAAUUCAUUCAUUAAUGAGAUCAAAAGAUUUGGACCAAGGACUGCUCUGCAAAAUCAUAUCUGAAAUGAAUAAGGUGAAAUAUAAAGUGAUAGAAAGAGCUAUGAAUAAAAUUUCAAAGCAAAAAGAAAAAGAAGAAGGUGAAAAAAAAUAUAAAGAUUCGUAUAGAGCACUUAAAGAGAUGAUUGUGAAAAACUCAAAAAAUGAUACAUUUAGCUGGAAUGAUGAGCUGAGGAAUCAGUUGAAACAAGUUUUAAAGCUUUUGGAGCAAUUCGUCGCUAUUUAUAAUGAAUUUGUGGAACUUUAUGUGAAAAAGAACCCUGCAAAGCUGAAAUUUGAAGAGGAAGAACAAAAAAUCAUCACAGAUUUGAAAAAUAUUGCAAAUUCCAAGCUCGAUAAUGUGAACUUAAAAGACCGAAUUAAAAGAAUUGUCCCAGAAAAAAUUUCCUCCCAGACCAGCAACAUGAUAAAGGAAAACGCACUAGGACUGCUAUUUCCUAAAAAGGGCAAACUAUUUGAAGCCAUAAACUAUUGCAGCGAAGAUUUUUAUUCCAGUAACGAAGAUGAGGUGGAGCCUGACAAACAAGAGUCUUAA